Tetrahymena thermophila SB210 is the source of this 1059-nucleotide messenger RNA. RefSeq names its product kinase domain protein. Gene Ontology annotation, molecular function: ATP binding; protein kinase activity. Lineage: Eukaryota; Ciliophora; Oligohymenophorea; Hymenostomatida; Tetrahymenidae. Gene Ontology annotation, biological process: protein phosphorylation. The transcript has 2 exons. The record is from RefSeq and is a predicted model, not a curated record.
AUGGAACUUUAAUAAAAUGUAGAUGAGGGUCAGAUCCCGAAUCGGCAUUUGCUUGAAAAUUUUACAAGCAAAAAUUUAAUAUCUAAUAAUUCUUGCUCUUCAUUGAGCACCAGUGCAACUGCUAGCACUGUAACCACCAAAUCAAUGAAUCACGAAAAAAUAAUAAGUCAAUUUCACUUAAGUGAUCCUACUUUAUGCCAACUCAUUCCUUUCAACUAAAAAAUGAUUCAUGAUCAAAACUAAUCUAAUCAUUUAAUUAAUAUUAGAUAGUAAUUAGAGAAGGGAAGUGGUAGUGAAAUUUGGGAAGGCAGAAACUCUUCUCGUGACUGCAUAUUUAAAAUGGUUAAAAAAAAUUCAAACACCUCCACUUAUACUCAAUUAGUAAACGAAACAAAUAAUUGCUCUGUAAUAUCAUCAUCAAACACCUAAGACAUUGCAUGUGGUGUAUAAGAACUCAAAAACAAUAACUCUAAUGAUUUUUGCGAUGGAGAGCAAAUCCAAUCAGAGAGCUACUAAAACCAAAAAACUGUCAAUUUACAAAGCAACUAGAAAAAUCUCGAUGAACAGUUGCAUUUUGUAUUAGGAGAUUUUGGACUUUCAUGCUAUUAUUAGGAUUAGGACUCUCUCUCUUUUGAAGGAUACAAAAAAAUUUUUGACAACAGAAAUUUGUUAUUUUAAGCUCCAGAAGUGCAUUAUUUCACAUAAGAGGAGACACAAUAAUAAUUUGAUUUGAAAAAAGCUGAUAUUUAUGCACUUGGAAUGACCUUUUUCGUAUUGAUUUUUGGUUAGUAUCCUAAAAAGUACCCACAACCAUAAAUGAGAGACCCUAUCUACAGAUACAUCAUUAAGCAUGAUGUUGAAAAUUUCUAUUUAAAAAUUAAGGGAUUUCGUAAGGAUUUUGAAAAAGAGGUAGGAGGUUAUGAAAACGCUAUAAAGUUGGUUACUCUUCUCAUGAAAAUGAUGCAUCAAGACCCCUAAAAGCGUAUUCCUUUAAACGAAGUUAUAAGCACUGUCAAUGAAAUUGCAUUCCCUCACGCUUCCGCAGAUGAUUAAUUGUGA